Messenger RNA from Yamadazyma tenuis ATCC 10573, 1683 nucleotides. RefSeq names its product Hol1p (gene HOL1). Gene Ontology annotation, cellular component: plasma membrane; fungal-type vacuole. Gene Ontology annotation, molecular function: transmembrane transporter activity. Lineage: Eukaryota; Fungi; Ascomycota; Pichiomycetes; Serinales; Debaryomycetaceae. Gene Ontology annotation, biological process: transmembrane transport. The record is from RefSeq and is a predicted model, not a curated record.
AUGGAAAUCAACGAUAGAAACAACGCCGACUUUAUUCCUGGAACCUUUAAUAUCUACACCCAGUCGGGUCUCAAACACGAAGGAGCUGACCUGGUGGCCGACAACAGGCUCAAGAUGGACGGAGACAUUAUCUUGGUACCGCAGCCAUCAGAUUCGCCUAAUGACCCAUUAAACUAUUCCACCAAAAGAAAGCUUUUAAACUUUUUCAUUCUAGCAUUCAUCACAGGGUUCACGGCUGCCACCUCCAAUGACGCCGGGGCCACCCAGGAUGACUUGAACGAGGAGUAUGGAAUCACUUAUGACUCGAUGAACACCGGUGCUGGGGUAUUGUUCAUUGCUAUUGGAACCAAUACACUUUUAACGGCUCCAGCCUCUGCCUUAUAUGGAAGAAAAGUUUCAUACUUCUUCUGUAUCUUCGUGGGCAUGAUGGGGGCCGUGUGGUUGUCACGUUCCAAAGACACAGCCGACACCAUCUGGAACCAGUUGUUCGUGGGAGCCAGUGAAAGUUGUGCUGAGGCUCAUGUACAGCAGAGUUUGAGUGAUUUAUACUUCCAGCACCAGCUUGGUUCGGUGUUGACGGUGUACAUCUUGGCCACAUCGGUGGGAACAUACUUGGGACCAUUGAUAGCAGGCUUCAUCACCCAAUAUUGUGGGUUCAGAUGGGUUGGUUAUGUUGCUAUAAUCAUCUCAUUCUUUGUGUUAUUAGCAAUUUUGUUCUUGAUGGACAACACCUAUUUUGACCGAAACAAGUACAAUAAGAAGCUUUUGGAUGAGCAUAGGAAAGUUGACAAUAUGGACACCAAAAAUGACAAAGAACAUGAGGCAGAUUCGAGAGAUCAGGGCCAAAUAAAUGUGGUUGAAACCUACCAGGAAUCGUUUGUAUCUGAGAACGGGGCAAAGGAGACAAAAAACUCCUACUGGUACGACAAGAAGUUGGUCCGUAGAGCCCCAAAUGUAAUAGGAACCGGGUUCAAGCAGUACAUGAAGUUGUUGUUUAUGAUGUUCAGGGUGUUUUUGUUUCCCGGGGUGAUCUUCUCAGGGUUUAUCUGGGGAUUGCAAGAUGCGUUAUUGACGUUUUACUUGACGGUGGAAGACGACCAGUACUACGAUCCUCCCUACAGCUAUAGUGAUACGGGAGUGGCAUUAAUGAAUAUUCCCUGCUUAAUUGGAGCUAUCAUUGGAUGCUUUUUUGCUGGGGUGCUUUCGGAUAAGUUUUCUCUCUGGAUGGCCAGGAGAAACAACGGUAUUCAGGAAGCUGAGUCCAGAUUGUACUUUUUAUUUGUACCUGGGGUAUUGUCACCAGUGGGACUUAUCUUAUUUGCGGUAGGAACCGAUCAACACUGGCCUUGGUUCCCAACAUACUUUGGGUUGGUGUUGAUUGGGUUCGGGUUCGGUGCUGCUGGGGAUGUGGCAUUGGGAUAUCUUAUGGACGCCUACCCCGAUAUGGUUAUCGAGAUGAUGUGUGGAGUUUCGGUUAUCAACAAUUACAUUGGAAUGAUCUUCACCUUUGCCUGUUCCCCAUGGUUGGAUGCAAUGGGUAACACCCAUACGUUUAUUAUUCUUGCGGUGAUUGAGUUUGUGGCAUCGAUGUUUGCAGCCGUCAUGAUAUACUACGGGAAAACUAUCAGAAUUAAGACCACCAGAUGGUACUUGGAUUACUGCCGACUUAGAGAUGGGAUUUAA